AUGUUUAGGGCAAAUCAUAGUAUGUAUCAUGCUGUUUCCUAUGGAACUAUGCUUCAUCUUCAAGCUACAGCAACUCUUGAACCUAAAGAUCUCGAAGAAGCGACAAAGCAUAUAAAAUACGCCGUGAAGGUGUGUCUAAAGAAACGCAGGAAGGGCAAAUUCGCGGACAAUUUUGCUAAAUCCACAGUCAAGGCCAGGAAUGCAUUCUACGCGAGUUAUACUGAUGAGGAGGCCCACGCGGAGUUGUGUUAUGCAGAAAGCCUCCUUCAAUGGGUCUUCCUAGCUGUGCUCCAAGAUGAGAAACUGGUGACUCUCAUCAGAAGCUCAAUCAAACUUCGCGAGUGCUACAAGUGCUACAGAACCUGUUGGAAAAUCAAAAAGAGCAAGGAUUGGGAAGGACGCUCCACCCGGUCUUCUUUUGAAUGCGGUGUUUUAAUGGGUGUCGGAGCUUUUAACCUCGAAUUAGGGUUACAGCUUCUGUGGGAAGGGAGCAAAAUAGCACACGGUGUUCGUGAUCCCCUGUGCGCUCUUAUAAUUCUCGUCUAUGAUCUAUACGCAACUCAAAUGACAGGUGAUACUGCAUGCCAUACCAUUGGUGAUGAGGUAACGGCCUUGGCAGAUGCACGAAAACUUCUUCCCGCGUGGAUUGAGAAAUUCCCUAACAGUGCUUUCUUCACCUUCCUUAGAGGUCGAUUGGCCCAAAUCACAAGUGAUUUCCCAUUGGAGUUUCUCAUUCGUAGUGAUUCCAUUUUUUAUUUUCGAUUCGCAAGCCAUAAUGACACUUGUCGACCCAUUCUUUGUCGCAAACCUGACUCUCUCAUCAUCCGGCUUUGUGUGGAUCCUGCGCCAUGUAUAGAAGUCAAUUAUGAUUGUAUUAAACUCUUUAAAGAGAGGAGAGCGCAACUUGAUGACGAUCCACGAAGAGGGAAACCUAAUUCAGCAAGAUAUCAAGAAAACAACUCUCUUGUUCAAGAUGGACGAGUUACCAUUGAGGAAAUUGCUAAUAAAAUAGAAAGUGCACGCAAAUUAACAUUUUCAAUUCUCACUGAAAAUCUUGGCUUGAGCAAGCUCUCGGUGAGCACAGCCAAGGAUUACUUUUUCAAGUCCAUUUCCGCUCAGUCCGACUUUAUCAAUUUCCAUCAUAUUUGCUAUUGGGAAUUGAUGUGGUGUCAUUGCGUUCAAGGUGAAUGGAUGGAUGCAAUGAAAUACGCGGAGAGGCUGUCCUGUGAAAGUAAAUGGAGCCACGCUACCUACCGGUACCUCAAAGCCGCCUUUAUAAUUCAAUUUUUGGACGAUGAACAAAGAGCUAGUCUCUCCGACAAUGCCAGUAACCCCUCCACCGCAGUUCCCAUCGAGACCGAUCCCAAAGACUACGCUGAUGGGGGAACUCUGUGUCACCAUGUCGAUGAACUUCUUGAAAGUGUUCCUCAAAUGAUCCAACGGAUAGCAGGAAAGUCCCUGCCGAUUGAGAAGUUCGCCAUGAAAAAAGCUGUGAGAUACUUUGAACAAGGCAAUCGACUCACUUUACCUGGUUUGGAGCUCAUGUAUCUCUGGAAUGGCUUUAAAGUCAUAAGCAAUAACACUACUUUGCUGAAUAAAUUCCUUCUCAUAAUCGAGUCCAAGAUCCACAGUCUCGUUGCAAGUCAAAAUAAGAUUACCAACUUCACCGAAGACUUCAGUGUCGCCACCCUACUCAAAGGAGUCUGUUUGCGAUGUCUGAAAAAAAAUUUUCAGGCCAAAAUGUGUUUCACUGAGGUCAUAAUGAAUGAAAAAUCAAUAAAAUUGGACAGAUAUGUACUGCCCUUCAGUGAAGUUGAGUUGUGUCAAAUCGCUAUGGAAGAAGGAGAUCUUGAUGAAGCUAAAACUCACCUUGAUAAGGCUUGGACUUACAGUAAGUAUAGUCUGGAGGCCCGACUUCAUUUUCGUCUCCACUCCUUAACAGCCCAACAUAAAACCAUGAAGGAGGCGAAACGUCGAAUUAGCAAAAGUAUGAAUACCACCCCAGCUGGAUCCUGGCAUAGUGGACUCAACAGAUACAAUGAUGGGGACGACAACCCAUUUGACAUCGAGUUCAACUCUAGGCUUGAUAGUCUUGCUGAUCCCAUUACACUUGAAUUGGGUGAUGAUAAGUAG
Messenger RNA from Rodentolepis nana, 2133 nucleotides. Lineage: Eukaryota; Metazoa; Platyhelminthes; Cestoda; Cyclophyllidea; Hymenolepididae. The record is from the annotation of a GenBank genome assembly.